UCUUCUGCAACAACAACAAUUACAACAACAACAACAGCAGCGAACACAAAAUCAUCAAGUUCGACAUAUAACUCAACAACUAAAACAUCGACUACUUCUGGAAGCACAAAGACAACUACGAGCCUUCGAUAUAUCGUGUGCAGCACUCUGAAUGAGAGAAUUCUGACAUCAUGCUGUAAAAGUCCGAUUUCUGAUUUCUUUACAAGAGAGCAGAUGUUUGCUUGCAACGCGCAGAAAUUUGACAGGGAAAAGUUUCUGAUAUCCAACGAGUACUUUUUGCACUCGCUGCAGAGUCAGCGGACGAAUCUGAUCGACUUCUUGUCAUACAAUACAGCCCAGAAGCUUGGCUACUCCGCAUGCUUCAGCGAGUGUCUGUUCAAAAAUGCGAGGAUCAUUCGUAAUGAUGCGAUCAAUGAAACUGCAUUUACUGAACUAAUUGUGAGCAAUCUGAAGAAAGAUUGGAAGAAUACGGCAAGUAUUUCUGCGUCGCAUUGUUUGGAGUCGAUGUCGAAUGUGAAAGUGAACAAUGCUGUUCGACUGGGAAAUGUUAAAAAGUGCUCCAUUCUCCCUACUCUGUUGCUGCAAUGUGUUUUAAAAGACAUUAGAGCGAACUGCCCGUCAAAUUCGCAAAUAUCUACGUAUGUGUGCUCAAGAUCGAGGUCAAAUUUCAACUACUGUGACGCUUUCGCCUCAAACGAGUACGGCGGCACCAGCGGCAGAAUAUACAACAACGUCCGAAGGGUGUACUCCUCUAGAGGAUACUCCCGCCCCAAAUUGUCUACCUACAUUAUCGGAUUUGCCGGGAAAUAAACCAUUCAAAAAUAAAGAGAUUUUAAAUUUUACGCUCUUUGAUUGAUUUCCAAAAGCGAGGAGUUAAUGAAAUAACUGAAAGCACAAAUACAAACUUGGAUAUGAAAUAUUCG
Messenger RNA from Cloeon dipterum, 923 nucleotides. RefSeq lists its product as uncharacterized. The record is from RefSeq and is a predicted model, not a curated record. The transcript has 9 exons. NCBI's taxonomy places the organism in Eukaryota, Metazoa, Arthropoda, Insecta, Ephemeroptera, Baetidae. The coding region runs from base 214 to 810 and encodes 198 amino acids.